AACCUUCAAAGUUUCUAAUAUUCCUGCUCCAUACCUCGCACCCGUAUCAGGCAUAGUAUAGUGGUAAUACAGGACAGUGGAAAGCAGGUGGAAAGCAUGUCGUAUGCCGACGAAUCCCGAAUAGGAACUCUAUACAUGGCACUCAGAGAAGCUCCAUCAUGUCCUCCGAGUCUCAUAAUAUUGGCUGGAUCAACAGCUGAUCAAGCCCGGGCCAGAGGUGAAUAUUCGGCUAAGUAGUGCGCUGCGACAUAUAAAAAUGAGCUUCAAGGCUCAAGCUCGGGAGAACGACAGUUUGAUAUGUUCCCACUCUUCCUACCCAUCUUUCUGCUGGUCUCCAUCGUUCGUGCCGAUGUCGUUGAGGUCCCAGCCUCUUCUUUCAAUAGCUAUGGCGAGCUGGAGACUUACUGGGAUUACCUAUACCCCUGGGGCUCUGAUCACAAUGGAGCGGCACGCAUGGUUGGCAACUCGACUGACCAUUCCCGCAUCAGCGUUGCAUCUGGAACACUGACCUUAAAAGCUACUCCAGUGACUGGUCAACCUCCCAGCACCGCUGCUCCUUAUCCCGCUAUCAACUAUUUCUCCGGCGCCAUUCACGCCAAGGAGCAAAUUAAUAUUAAUGGAACCGACGCUGUAGGAUACCAGGUCGAGGGUGAAUUUAGUUCUCCUACUGCAGUUGGCGUAAGGUGCUGGCCCGCUUUUUGGCUCACUGCCGUCAAUGGCUGGCCGCCUGAAGCAGAUAUAGGCGAAUGGAAAGGUACCAACAACAGCUGGUUCAACACAUUCAACACCUCAACCGUAGUGGACACGACUAUCGUCAGUUGGCCUGGAGACUACUCCUUCCACUCUCUGAAGGCCGUCCUCCGAGUGAUCCCGAAUAAUACGCAAGACCUUUCCAUCGAAUAUUAUAAGGACAACGUACUGGAGGCAACUCAUAUUGCUGCUAACUUCUAUGGAGCACCGAUGUGGCUCAUCGUGAAUCUCCAGAUCGCACAACUCUCCUCGCCAGUAGGCUACGCUGGCUUUUCACAGCGUGACCAUGAUCUCAAGAUAUUCCUUAACGUGGAGGCCAUCAUAUUCAAUCAUUCAAUCUAA
Serpula lacrymans var. lacrymans S7.9 is the source of this 1092-nucleotide messenger RNA. Its product is annotated as glycoside hydrolase family 16 protein. Gene Ontology annotation, molecular function: hydrolase activity, hydrolyzing O-glycosyl compounds. Lineage: Eukaryota; Fungi; Basidiomycota; Agaricomycetes; Boletales; Serpulaceae. The coding region runs from base 298 to 1092 and encodes 264 amino acids. The transcript is spliced from 8 exons. The record is from RefSeq and is a predicted model, not a curated record. Gene Ontology annotation, biological process: carbohydrate metabolic process.